GAGAGAGAGAGAGAGAGAGGUCCAGGAGCUCUGUGCUGCAGCCGCAGCAGAAGCAGCAGCAGCAGCACAGAGCCGUACAGGAGAGAGCGUGUUCUGUAGACGAGGGGGAGAGAGAGAGAGAGAGAGAGAGAGAGGGAGAGAGGGAGAGAGGGGCGUUACGCAAGCAGAGACACCGUGCCGAGAGCCCCUCUUUGAUCCUCACAUCGGACAGAUGCCACGCCGGCUCCGCCAGAACCACCGGACUCUCUCUCCCUGCGUCUCCGCCGGAGAUCUGCUCCUCUGUGGCUCACCGCUCGUCUCUCUCUGCUGACGCCCCUCCCUCUGCCUCCCGGUGUAUGACGGCAGACCGGCACCACAGCCCGGGAGCGGCGUGUCUCUUCAGGGGGAAGGAUGAGUCCGGAUGAAGGGGUCGCCGCGCUUCUAGAAGGUUGAGAGACCCUCACCCCGGAGGGGGGGUCGUCCGACCGGGUGGGCACCGGUGGGCUGUGGUCUGAGUCCCGCAGUGCUGCUGAGUUGCAGGUUUUGAGGCAGAUCAUCUCCCAGGACCUCCGACGAGCGGCGCGGUGAACCAGAAGCCCCGAAGCCUCCAUGAUGUCCCGGAGUCGAUCGAGCGGGGGCGGCUCCUCCAGCCUCCCCCAGUCCUCCAGCCUCCCCCUCCCCACCAGCUCCGUCUCCCCCAAGAUAGACGCCGUCCGGCAGCAGCAGCAGCAGCAGUACACCCCCCUGCCUGCCCACCUGGCCGCUCAGCUCCAGCGCGCCCGGAGCCGCUCGUUCUACGGCUCGUCUCCGUCGUCGGCGUCGACCACGCCCUCGGCGGUGGACGUUCUCCAGAGAGCCGCUCUGAAGAACCAGCUCCUGCAGGAGCAGCAGCAGCAGCAGCAGCAGCAGCAGCAGCAGCACAAGGGCCUCCCCGCUGCUGCCGGGAAGGCUGGUGGACGUGGUGGUGGAGGUGGUGGGGAUGGUGGUGGGGCCGGGCGGCCUCAGAGAGCCAUAGGGACGCGUUCGGCCUACAGCAGCCCCCAGGUACCCAAGAGGGAGGUACCGCGCACCAAGGACACCUUGGACCUCCGCGGGGGGUCCCUCCCCCAGAAGAGCCUGCGGGGAGAGGACCACCAGACCAGGAGGAACACCAACCAGAACUGGACCUUCGGGAAGUACCGGCUCCGGAGCGUGGACAACGCGGACAGCGCGGACCCGUCGGCGGCGUCCCGCGGCGUCCUGGCCCACUCGCCGCCGCCGCCGCCGCCGCCGCCCCAGUGCCGGGCCGGGAACGGGAACGAGGCGCCCCCAGGGGGGAGGAGACACAGCCACAAGGAGAGCGGGAACCUGCUGGCCAACCAGACGGGGGCCGUCAACAUGGCCGCUGUCGCCCCCUUCAGGUUCAGCAGGCUCCAGGUGACUGAGGAGACCGACCCCUCUGUGGAUGACCUGAGUGACUGCUCCUCAGACUCCAUGGAGGUCUGCUGUGAGGACCUGGACCCGGAGUCCCAGAGGAAGCGCACGGUGCAGAACGUCCUGGACCUGAGGCAGAACCUGGAGGAGACCAUGUCCAGCCUGCGGGGGUCCCAGCUCAGCCACAGCUGCCUGGAGGCGGGCCCGGCGGGCUACGACAGCGACGACACCACCGCCCGCAGCAUGUCCAGCCUGUCCAACCGCUCCUCGCCGCUGUCCUGGCGCCACGGCCAGGCCUCGCCACGGCUGCAGGCGGGCGACGCCCCCUCCUCGGCGGGCAGCGUGUACCAGGGGGGCGUGGCCUCGGGCCGGGGCGGGGCCCACACGGCGCCCGCCCGGGGCCCCCCCGCCCGCCUGGGCAGCUGCUCCACCUCGCGCAUCGAGCUCAUCGAGGGCCUCGACGACGCCGACCUCAAGUCCGGUUACCUUAGCGACAGCAACCUGCCCGACGACGACGACCAGUUGGCCAAUGGAUGGGACGAGAGCAGCUCCAUCAGCAGCGGCCUCAGCGACGGCGACGGCGAAGUGUCGGACAACCUGAGCUCUGAGGAGUUCAACGUCAGCUCCUCGCUCAACUCCCUCCCCACCACCCCGCUGGGCUCCCGACGCAACUCCUCCAUCAUGCUCCGUACGGAUGCAGAGAAGCGUUCCCUGGUGGAGAGCGGUCUGUCCUGGUACAGCGAGGUGGGCAAGCCCGGCCGCAAGCUGGACCCGGGCGGCGGCGUGGCGGGGGGCUACGAGACGGGCAGCCUGAAGACGGAGGCGCCCAGCAAGUGGAGGAAGAAGCCGCCGCCCCCGCCGUCCCACCCGAGCGCCGGCGGCGGCGGCGGUGGCGAGGACUGCACGGCGUCGCUGACGGGGGUCCGGGGCGAGAUGGCCCGGAAGCCCCAGAGCCUGGGGGGGCAACCGGGGAGCCUGAAGAAGGGACGCAACCCCCCCGUGGGGGUCACCUCCCCUAUCACACACACCUCUCAGAGCAUGCUCAAAGUGGCAGUGGCUCCUUCCAAGCCCCUCGAUAAGUCCAAGAUGUCGGUGAGGACGGCGGGGCUGCAGCGGUCCCGCUCCGACGCAGGCCGGGACCACCACACCGAGUACCGCAAGCCCCCCUCCGGCCUCACCAAGCCCUCCGCCGGCACCUCCUUCGGCUACAAGAAGCCCCCCAUGGCCACGGGCACCGCGGCCGUGCUGACAGCAGGGGGCGCCACCCUCUCUAGUGGCUCCUCCACCCUGGGCAAGACCCCCAAGACCUCGGGCAUCCCCGUGAAGCCCCCGGGGGCCCCCACCGGCCGCAAGAACAGCUUCGACGCGGGCAGCGAGCAGGGCUUCGGCCCCCACUCCCGCAACAGCAUCCAGUACCGCAGCCUCCCGCGGCCCGCCAAGUCCAGCACCCUCACGCUGAUCGGACGCCCCGGGGCCCGGCCCGUCAGCGGCGUCAUGGACCCCGGGCUGCUCAGCCUGAAGCCCGUCCCCAUGGCCUCCUCCGGGCCCCGCAUGAAGGAGACCUGUGGGGGAGGAGGGGGAGGAGGGGGAGGGAAGACCGGGCGGGGCGGCUCGGGCCCGGGCGUGAACCAGACGGACCGGGAGAAGGAGAAGGAGCGGGCCAAGGCCAAGGCGGAGGCGUCGGACAUGGACUGCUGCUCGCUGAAGGGGGAGCGCGGCGGGCGCGCCGAGCCCCCGGGGACGGGGGAGUCCACCGUCAAGCUGCACGGCCUGAGGAGAACCGGGAGCGGGAAGUACCCCGAGCUGUCGUCCCCCACCACGCCCAGGAUGCUCCAUUCCAAGUCUCUGGGCCGGCCCCCCAGUCUGGCCCACCUGGACAAGGUCAACUCCAACAGCCUGGACUCGUGCAUCACCAUCCAGGACCUGCCGCCCAAGGUGCCGCCCUACUCCAAGCUGGCCGACCUGGCGGGCUCUCGCACCGCCACCUCCCCCACCGUGCCCCACCACCACCACCACCACCACCGCCUCACCCCCAGCCCCGCCCCCGUCCUCUACGUGGACUCCCCGGGCUGCUACACCAGCGAGAGCCUGAGCCUGGGCGCCUCGCCCCUGCUGUACCCCAAGCUGUCGGGGGUCCACCGCAGCAUGGAGUCCCUGCCCCUCCAGAUGAGCGUGCCCCCCGUCAGCCGCUACGCCAGCCGGGCCGAGGAGAGGGGCGCCGGGACCUGGGGCGCGGGGUCCCGGUCCGAGUGUCACGACCGGGAGGAGCGGGGCACGGGGACCUGGGGCGAGAGGAGCCGGUCCGAGUGUCACGACCGGGAGGAGAGGGGCACCGGGACCUGGGGCGCGGGGUCCCGGUCCGAGUGCCACGACCGCGAGGAGAGGGCGAGCUGGGGGGCGGGCAGCAGGACCUCGCUCAACCUCCCUGAUUGCUUGCAGGUGGACAGGAACACCCUACCCUCGAAGAGAGGCUUAGAACGUUACAGCUCCAGCCUAUCAGAGAGCAGCGACGGCGGCAAGCAGGGCCGGCGCCACUCCCACACGGUGGCCAGCAUGACGGACAGUGGCAGCCCCCCCCUGCUGCCCUCGCCCACCCGCCUGCUGCACCCGUCCUCUGGCAAGGCCCCGCCCACCAACAUCGUCGCUCCCAUCACCUGUGCCAGCCCCCGGAUCGCGCGGUCCAAUAGCAUCGGCCCUCCCACUGACUCCGCCUACGACCUGUAUGGCUCCUCCCCCGUGGGCAGCAGCCUGUCCCUGGCCGACCGGCCCAAGAGCAUGAUGCGCUCCGGAUCCUUCCGGGAGGCCGGCGAUGACGUCCAUGGCUCUGUGCUGUCCUUGGCAUCUAACGCUUCGUCUAAUUAUUCAGCGAAUGAGGAAAGGAUUCAAGGGGAGCAAAUCCGCAAGUUACGACGAGAGCUGGAGUCCUCCCAGGAGAAGGUGGCCAACCUGACCAAUCAGCUGUCAGCCAACCUGGGCCAGGCUAAUUUGGUAGCAGCGUUCGAGCAGAGUCUGGCCCUGAUGACUGCCCGCCUCCAGACUCUGUCUGACUCUUCAGAGAGCAAGACCGGAGUGUCGCCCCUCCAGGAGUCUGAGCUCAGCGAGCUGAAGGAGACCAUCGAGAUCCUGAAGACCAAGAACACGGAGGCCCAGGAGAUCAUACAGGGAGCCCUGAGCCACCCGGACAUGGCCCCGCAAGAGCUGGAGAUCAGGCGUGAGAACUCGUCGGAGAGCAUCACCAGUCUGAACAGCAUCACCAGCCACUCCAGCAUGGGCAGCCUGAAGGAGCAGGAGGCCAAGAAGAAGAAGAAGAAGAGCUGGCUGCGGAGCUCCUUCAACAAGGCCUUUAGCAAGAAGGGCUCCAAGCUGUCGCUGUCCUACGCCGACAUCGAGGAGAUCUCCACCCCGGAGACCUCGGCCCCCUCCUCACCCAAGAUCCGCCACGCCCGCGACAUCUCCCCCCCGUCCCUGAAGAUCUCCGCCUCCGCCUCGUCCUCCUGCCUGGAUGAGGAGGGGGAGCCAGGGGAGGAGAAGGAGGUGUGCACCCUGCGCUCGGAGCUCUGGGAGAAGGAGCGCAAGCUGACCGACAUCCGCCUGGAGGCGCUGAGCUCCGCCCACCAGCUGGAGCAGCUGCAGGAGGCCAUGACCAGCAUGCAGAGGACCGUGGAGAACCUGAAGGCGGAGAACGACCAGCUGAAGACGGGCGGGCCCCCGUCGCCCACCCCCUCAGGGGGGGGGCCCUCCAGCUCGGCCUCCCAGUCCUCGGGCCUCACGGCCAUGGGGGGCACCUCGCCCCGCCUGUCGGCCCACCUGCCCAAGAGCUUCAGCCGGGGGCUCAGCGACAGCUCCUGCUCAGACGUCUUCUUCCCUGCGGACUCCGUCAGCUCCUCCCUACAGAGGGACGACCACCGUGUGCGCGUGGUGGUCUGUGUGGCGGACCUCCAGGUCUUCAAGGAGGAGGUGAAGCAGCAGGACUUCUUCGUUGGUACCGUGAGAGUCAACGGGCGCAUGGAUUGGCCGAUGCUGGAUUCAGCCGUCAGUCAGGCUCUUAAGGUGUACAUCGCCAAGGUGGACCCCACGGCCAGCCUGGGCCUGUCCACGGACUCCAUCUACAGCUACAACAUGGGCCACAUCAAGAGGGUCCUGGGAGGGGAGGCCCCUGAGAGCCAGCCCUCCCGGUGCAUGUCCAGGGCCCCCACCAGCAUCACUGUGGCCCUCAAAGGCCUGAAGGAGAAGUGCGUGGACAGCCUGGUCUUCGAGACGCUGAUCCCCAAGGCGAUGAUGCAGCACUACAUCAGCCUGCUGCUGAAGCACCGUCGCAUCAUCCUGUCUGGGCCCAGUGGCACGGGGAAGUCGUACCUCACCACGCGCCUCGCCGAGUACCUGGUGGAGCGCAGCGCCCGCGAGGUCGGGGCCGGCAUCGUGGUCACCUUCAACAUGCACCGCCAGUCCUGCAAGGACCUACAGCUCUACCUGUCUAACCUGGCCAAUCAAAUCGACCGGGAGACGAGCACAUCGGAGAUACCGCUGGUGAUCAUCCUGGACGACAUCAACGACCCGAUCUCCAUCAGUGAGCUGGUGAACGGGGCACUCACCUGCAAAUAUCAUAAAUGUCCUUACAUCAUCGGGACCAGCAAUCAGCCGGUGAAGAUGACUGCCAACAACAGCCUUCAUCUCAGCUUCAGGAUGGUGACGUUCUCCAACAACGUGGAGCCGGCCAACGGCUUCCUGGUGCGCUACCUCCACAGGAAGCUGAUGGAGUCGGAGGACGAGAGGAACCUGACCAACGAGGACCUCCUCCGCGUGCUGGACUGGGUGCCCAAGCUGUGGUACCACCUGCACGCCUUCCUGGAGAAGCACAGCACCUCCGACUUCCUCAUCGGGCCGUGUUUCUUCCUCUCCUGUCCCGUGACGGUGGAGGACUUCCGCUCGUGGUUCAUUGACCUGUGGAACCACUCCAUCAUCCCCUACCUCCAGGAAGGGGCCAAGGACGGCUUCAAGGUCCACGGCGGGCAGAAGGCGCCCUGGGAGGACCCCGUGGAGUGGGUGAGGGGCAGCCUGCCCUGGCCCUCAGCCAAGCAGGACCAGGCCAAGCUGCUGCACCUGCCUCCCCCCAGCGGGCCCUCGGGGGGCCCCGGCCCCGCCAGCGAGCUGCGGCACCAGGAGACGCCCCCCAGCUCCAUGGACUCGGACCCCCUGAUGGCGAUGCUCCUGAAACUACAAGAGGCGGCCAACUACAUCGAGUCCCCAGACAAAGAGGACCCCAGCCUGCCUCGACUUUAAACACAGAGUCCUCAACGGCAUCACUGUUCUGCGUUUCAUUUGCAGCUUUUUAUUGUCAUUUAUUUUCUUUUUUUUUAGGGGAGACAAAAAAACAACUUUACUUACAUCGGCCGUUUAAAAUUCUCUAGAAGCUGUUGCAUUCCGUUGUGUUUGUCCUCUAGGGGCCACCGUAGCCCUCAGCUCCAUCAGACAGGUGCUCUCCUUCCUGUAAGCUUAGUUCUUAUUCGUUGUCUUUAGGCACUAAAUCAGGUGAUUCCUGCAACAGCACACGGUGCACCCGCUACACAGCAGGACAAUUCACCGAGUCUUAACACACGGCGACUGGUAUCCACACGUAGGAAGAGUACGACAGCAUGAGAGAUGUUCAGCUCGGAACGCAUGGUCCUCUAUAAAAACAUAUCCCAGUUAUCAUGCCUUCGAUGGCCGGCUGUUACACAUAUGCAACCAGUGGCGUCCCCCCGACCACAAGCAGGUGAAGGUUUGUCUGGGUUCAGUCAAACCGCAUGCCUUAAACGCCAGGACUCGGCAGAGUCAGCUUCGAGCAGGUCAUGGUGCUUAGGCGAGCGCUGUCAUCCCGUCUGCUGUCGACUCUUUAACACUCAAACCACGGCGAGGAUGACCCCCUAAUAUCUAUCAGCGGCGGACGACCCCGGUCUGCUGGCGUAGCCCGUCAUCUCCCACGCUAGCCGUGCUCGUGUCACAAGUGCCGUCGUGCUCGUCUGCGUGAAACCCCCAGCGAACUUCUAGGCUUCUCUCUGUGCCCCUUUGCCCCGUAACCCUGUGUGUUUCCUGUUCCUGUUCCCCUGCCAUCGCCGACUUGAUCCAACUCAGCAGUGUUUGACACUAAGGCCAUAUGAAUCAGGUAUACAGUAUUACUUCAGUCUGUACUCGGACAUAGGCACGCCACAUCACACCGGAGGUACAGCCCCAGCCGAUGCAAUUUGCAUCUCAUCUCGUCUCUUCCUGAGUGUUUCCCUAGAUAUCAUAUAUUGGUCAUGUUGUUCAUGUGAAGAUGAUCUCUCAUCGCUAUAUGAGUUGUUUUAUUUACACUAGUUGCAUGGUGCGAAUAUCUAAUAUGCUGAACCAAAUACUGUAGGUCCAUCUCGUGUUUUUUGGACGGUCUGGUUUGGUUUUUUUUCCAACGUUUUUCACCUUGUAUGAAUGUAUAGGUUUGAUUUAGAAAACACACUGCCAUCUGACCACUUCAACCAUUCAGAGUGCUUGUAAAGAAGAGCCUUAUUAUUGUUAUGAUUCUGAUUCUGAUUAGUAAUUGUAUUAAUAGUAUUAUAAGCGGCAGUGUGCAAAUAGCAACCAUAACAGACAUGAGCAUUUUUUCUAAGUUUUAGGGGAAUUGAAAGCCAUCUUUCCCCGCUUCAUUCAACACAUAUUUGCUGCAUCUCUUGUCCAAUAUCCAUACAUAUAUAAAAAGCUAGGUACUUAUUUAGAUACUUGGGUUCUCUUUCACAAAAUGUACCAUUCAAUAUAGUGUAUUUACAGCCAGGUAAGCUACAAAAUAAAAGUCAUUUUUAUAAUUCCUUUGAAAAGUGUUAGUAGGAGACGGUUCUGUUUGAACAGAUCUAAAGCAUAAAGUUUUUUCACUUUAAAAAAGUAAACUUGUUAAAAUAUAUAAUGUGGCACAUCGUUGCGGUGUUGAUGGUUGUAAAGUAUGUUUAAAGAAACAGUGGUGCGCAGAACAUGCUCUCGUUCUAUGGAAAGUCGAGAGAAAUUUUGGUUUAAAAAGCCACAAUAUGUGACCCCCACAUGGACGUUUACUUCAAUGUAGCCUACUUAGUGUAAUUAUUAUUUUAUACUCAAAAUAAGGUUCUAAUAGAUGACAAAGGGCGGUCCAAACGUGGGCUAUGGUGUUUGUUGUCAUCCAAAAUGUCAUUUGUCCAUUCCAUGUGUCGUCAGGCCUGAGAUUUUUCACUUGUGGACAUACAUAACAACCUAAAAGAAUGUCGGACCAAUCUAAAUGUAGUGAAAACUGCUUUAUAACUUAACGGCAUAGCCAAACUACAUUUACAGAGCUUCUUGGUUUAUUUUCUUUGCACCUUUGCAUACACCUAACGAUUGUUUUACCAUUUAACUUCUGCAGCUGACUGCCCUUCUAACUAAAUGACCCCCAUUCCAAGCUACCUUCACGUGACCCAAUGAUGCCAAGCCUUUAGUGGCUCCUCUGGCUCCCAAUCAAAAGAGAAGCUUGUCCUUGUAAAUACUUGAGGUAGUCUUCAACGCCCCCACCUUAAUUGAUGUUAGGAUAGGCCCCCCCAUGCAGGAGUCACCCCCUCUUGUGUCACCAUCGUCACAUUCACUGGUUAUUGUGCCUGUUGCUCUGUGAUAGCUGUGACGUGUGUUUGGUUUGAACCGACUAAAACAGCACCUUCUGCCAGUGUUGGUGAUCGCUAGUCUGGGAGUAGUAUAGCGUCCACCAAGUGUAGGACGGAGAUCUCUGGACCAAAGUGGAUUUGCAGUACAUGCAAAGAGUGUAAAGCCUUAUUGAUGAUGAGCGGCAGCGCGGUUGCAUGAAAUGUGACUGGAACAAGGUGCAUCAUGGUCUUAAUUCUCUUCAGUGGCCGUGAAGGGGAGAUUAAACACUGACUUGACGAUGGAAAUAGACCUCUACAGUUGAGGUCCCUGCGACUCUGGUUGCAGUUAGUGGAGAUGGGGUGGGGGUGGGGGGGGGGCUGGAACAACACGUUGGAGCUCAGGCCAAUACAGGUUGCUGAAUAGUCAUCCUUUUAUCAAUCUUGUCGUGAACUAAAAAUAAGACUUACAAAUGUAACGCGGUAUGUGAAGUCACUUUGUGCAAAUGUGAUGGGUUUAAAAUCAAGUGUUCUCCAUGCAUGUAAAGUCGCGGUGUGACGAGGAGAUGUUGACCAUGUCGAGGCUUCUUUUACGGGGAGGAUUCCCAUUCCCAUUGUUUUUUCCUUUUUAAAAAAAACGGGAUAAUUGAACUUUCUUUUUUCUAAAGGAUCCUUUGUAAAACCUGAUUUCCCUAUUUUGUACAGGACACCACAGUUGUAAAGAUUGUAAAUAAGUUCUACAUACCGGAAGCGGCAACAAUCGUUCUUGAGGCUAAAAUAUGAGCUAUAUUUCAGAGUGACGGCAUGCGUCUGGAGACCUCUUCAUCCACCUCUCACUGUCUGUGGACGUCAAUAAAACAUGUCAUUAUAGA
Messenger RNA from Gadus morhua (Atlantic cod), 9847 nucleotides. It is a transcript of the gene nav1b, whose product is annotated as neuron navigator 1b. Lineage: Eukaryota; Metazoa; Chordata; Actinopteri; Gadiformes; Gadidae. Gene Ontology annotation, biological process: neuron migration; neurogenesis; microtubule bundle formation. Gene Ontology annotation, molecular function: ATP hydrolysis activity. The record is from RefSeq and is a predicted model, not a curated record. Gene Ontology annotation, cellular component: axon initial segment; microtubule cytoskeleton. The transcript has 32 exons. Bases 589 to 6672 code for a protein of 2027 amino acids.